AUGAAAACGUUCAACUUUUAUUCUAGACAAGCAUUUCAGAAUCUUCAAGCAGAUACAUCAGAAGAAUACACAAUCAAGUUAAAUGUCGGUCAAAGAAAUCUUGAAGUUUCAGCAAAAUUACUUCGUUCUUACAGUAGGAACGUUAAAAAUGACUAUAAAGAGGGAAAAAAGGAGAGAGAAUAUAAUGUUAAUGUAACAAUAAGCGACAAAGCUUUUCAAAUCUUACAGACAUUAUUAAUUAAAUUAGACUGUCAUAUUGAGAUUAUAGAAGAUACUCUGUUAGAUUUGUACAAAGUAGGUAAAUGUCUUGGUAUAGAUGACUUCAUUGAAUGGUAUAACCAUGCAUUACAAUAUAGAACUAUUACUCUUGAAAACAUUGAUGAAUUUAUUGAAUUUGUAAAAAUUUCCAGAUCAAACAAUUCUGGCAUGUAUCAGUCCAUAAUUAACUUUAUUGCUGAAAACAUUUUAGAUAUCAGUAUCGAAGAUUUGAAGCGUAAAUGCACAAUUUGUGAUAUGAAGCUAUCAGAUAACAUGGAUUUCAUUCAAAAAAUCAUAGCAAAAUGUGCUCAACUUGGUCAUUUUCAAGAUGAUGCCUAUAUUGAUCACCUCUAUGGAUUUCUUCUGGAACUAUUCAAAGAAUCGGCUAUUUUUGGUUGUUUCUUCAAUAAAUUUGAUUACAAUAAAAUUAAAGCAAAUCAAAUGAAUCAAUUGUUGGAUUUAGUUGGAAAUAAAGAAUAUAAAGAUUAUCACAGCAAAAUAUUGGAAAUGCAAAAGAAAAGGAAUCUCUUGACUGAUGAAAAUCCAAAAGAAUUACUUAAAUCUAACAUAGCAUUUGAAAAAUCAAUUGAAAUCCUCAGCAAUGUGAUUUUACAAAAGAAUAAUAAAGAAGAUUCUUAUCCACUUUAUUUGAAAGCAUAUGGUCUUAAAGAUGAUUUCAAUAGCUUAUAUAAAUUCCUCAAAAUAAUGUCAAUGAUUAAAAAUUUUUCACCAAUUCGAGUUGCAUGUGCAAUUGGCAUAUCAGAGAAAACUGAUAAAAAUGGAAAUACAAUACUUUUAGUCGCAUGUAUUAACAAUGAUAUUGAGCUUGCCAAAAUAUUGAUUGAAAAUAAAUGCAAUAUGUAUGCAGAAAACUCAAGUCAUAACAAUGCUGUAUUAUGUGCUGCCAUAUACGGAAGCAUAGAUGUCUAUCAAUUUCUUGAAAGCAAUGGAUUUGAUAUUACUCCAGUAUUGCUAAAAUCUUCCUUUUUCAAAGCUUGUAGAAGUGGGCAGCUCGGAAUGAUUAAAUAUCUUAAAGAAAAUAAAGGUUUUAAUAUAGAAAAGGACGGAGAAAACUGCAUUGCAUUAGCAGUCAUAUCAGGAAAAUUGGAAGUUAUAAAGUAUUUAAUCUCAAACAAUGCAAAUCCCUCAUUUUCAUUAUGA
This is a messenger RNA of Trichomonas vaginalis G3, 1419 nucleotides long. Its product is annotated as nerve growth factor signaling pathway. The coding region runs from base 1 to 1419 and encodes 472 amino acids. The record is from RefSeq and is a predicted model, not a curated record. The transcript has a single exon. Gene Ontology annotation, molecular function: protein binding. Lineage: Eukaryota; Parabasalia; Trichomonadida; Trichomonadidae.